UUUUUUUUUUUCCAUUCAAAUAGUUUAAUACAAGCCAUGUAUAGUCCUAAAUUUAUUGCUCCUGCAUUAAAGACAGAGAAUUCAAAUGAAGAAGUUAUAUUCGAUAAUACAGGAUUUGAAAAUGAAUAUUAUUUUCCAAAACAAAGACUUCCUAAAGUAAUGAAAGAUGAAAGCAAAAUUCCACUUGUGAUUGUUGCAUGUGGAACUUAUUCACCAAUUACUUACUUACACUUGAGAAUGUUUGAAAUGACAAGAGACCACUUUGAAGAACAAAAAGAAUAUGAACUUCUUGCUGGAUAUUAUUCACCUGUAUCCGAUGCAUAUAUGAAAGGAGGUUUAGUGGAAGCUAAACAUCGAGUAAAAAUGUGUGAAAUUGCAGUAGAUAGUACAUCCGAUUGGUUAAUGGUUGAUUCUUGGGAAGCAAGACAAUUAAAAUAUCAACGUACAGCUAUCGUUUUAGAUCAUUUUGAAAAAGAGUUAAACGAGUUAAAUGGAGGCAUUAAGACAAGUUCAGGUGAAUCAAAAAGGAUCAAAAUUAUGUUAUUAGCAGGUGGUGAUUUAAUAGCAUCCUUUGGACAUCCAGGUGUUUGGACAACAGACGAUUUGCAUCAUAUUGUUGGUAAAUUUGGAUGCAUUAUUAUCGAAAGAACAGGUACAGAUGUAUAUGGAUUUUUACUUUCACAUGAUAUUUUAUAUGAACAUAGAUUAAAUGUAAUCAUUAUUAAGCAAUUAAUCCAUAAUGAUAUUAGUUCAGCAAAGAUAAGAUUAUUUGUUAAACGAGGAAUGUCCAUUAAAUAUUUAUUACCUAAUCCUGUUAUAGAUUAUAUUUAUGUGAAUAAUUUGUAUCUAACAUAAUAAAAAAUUACUUUAUGUUACACUGAGCACGGUUAAAUUAUUAUUACUGUGUCUUUUU
Molecule: messenger RNA, 913 nt
Organism: Cokeromyces recurvatus
Lineage: Eukaryota; Fungi; Mucoromycota; Mucoromycetes; Mucorales; Mucoraceae
Exons: 7
Coding region: 37-855 (272 amino acids)
Biological process (GO): NAD+ biosynthetic process
Molecular function (GO): nicotinate-nucleotide adenylyltransferase activity; nicotinamide-nucleotide adenylyltransferase activity
Source: RefSeq, a predicted model, not a curated record